Penicillium crustosum is the source of this 897-nucleotide messenger RNA. RefSeq names its product histidine phosphatase family protein. The coding region runs from base 1 to 897 and encodes 298 amino acids. The record is from RefSeq and is a predicted model, not a curated record. NCBI's taxonomy places the organism in Eukaryota, Fungi, Ascomycota, Eurotiomycetes, Eurotiales, Aspergillaceae. Gene Ontology annotation, molecular function: phosphatase activity. Gene Ontology annotation, cellular component: cytoplasm. The transcript is spliced from 4 exons.
AUGGAUUCUCCGCUGCUACGCUUCACUACAGUAACGGGGUAUUUCCGCCAGGAUGACCCCGCCACUGACCCUGACACCUUCGACUACGUUAAAUCAAACUUCGGGCUCAUCGAAAAACACUACGAUGAGCACCUAGGAGUGAACCAGACUGACAGCCAGUGGCGCCGCUUUGACGCCCACAUUCAGCGCCUGAACGCCAGCGAGACCAAAAAGUUCAAAGUACUCUUUCUUGGACGGCACGGCGAGGGUGUCCACAACGUUGCUGAGCGCAAGUACGGAACCAAAAAGUGGGAUGAUUACUGGUCUCUCCAAGACGGAGACGAGGACGGCAACUGGGUCGAUGCCCGCCUUACUGAACAGGGCAGAUGCCAGGCACAAGUUGCACAUUCAGCUUGGAAACAGCAGAUCAAGGAUGGCAUCCCGUCACCCGAGUCCUACUACGUGAGCCCCCUGAACCGGUGCCUUGAAACGGCGCAGAUUACGUUUCAGGGACUUGCGAUCCCUAACACGGAUCCCUUUAAGCCGACCAUUAAAGAGCUCCUCCGCGAGACGAUGGGUCAGCACACCUGUGACCGUCGCUCAACGGCUUCGGAAAUCGCAGAAGAGUACCCGGAGUACAAGUUUGAAGCAGGAUUCCCCGAGGAAGACAUGUUGUGGGAUCCUAAGGUCCGCGAGUCGAAUGAGCAUCGCAACGAUCGGCUUCACAAUCUUUUGAACGAUAUAUUUGCGCGCGAUGAAAGUACAUACAUUUCAUUAACGGCCCACUCAGGUGCCAUCACUAGCAUUCUGGAAGUCUUGGGCCAUCGCCGUUUUCCCUUGGCGACUGGUGCGGUGAUUCCCGUUCUCGUUUCUGUGGAAAAGGGGGCCCCGUCGCAGCAAGAGUCACACACAUUGUAG